AUGUCGUCACCGCCACCAUCAUCGUUGUCUCCGCCUCACGAGCCACCGCGCGUGCUCUUUCCACAGGAAUGCUCCCAUGACACGCACUGCAUGAGCCAUAGGGGCGACCUCUACACCGCCCUCAUCACGGGAGGAAGCAGACUGGUGCUGCUGAAGAACGGUGUCGUACUAGCGCAAAGUUGCCCACUGUUCGACGAAGCGCCGACGGCGGCAGGCGCAGAGAUGGCGACGAGUACCGCGCCCACAACUGCCGAAGCCGCUGCCACAACGGCGUCGAGAGGAGCGACAGCCUGCACACGGGGCGAACCUGCUCGGGCAUUGUCGGCCUCGGCGUCACGUGUGUGCGCCGUGUCCGUGCACCAUUUCACCGAUGAUGUCUUGCGCGUUGCCGUGGCCACGACAGCGGACGUGUUUUUGUUCGAGUUCGAUGGUGCUGGGCAGCUGUGGCGCGACACCCGUGCGUCUUCGUUUUGGCGAACAGCAGAGGACACCGACGCGGUGCACGCCAGCUGGAUACCACCGCCGUCCUCUGCCGCCGCGUCAUCGGGCAAGGCUGGGUGUUCAGCAAGUCGAUGCACAUCCAUGCAAGGGCGCAGCAACGUUUUCCAAACAUCGAAUGCGUCUUCUUCGUCCGCCGCAGCGUGGGGCUCUGGCCCUAUCACGAGUGGCGGCCAGCCAACGCAGAGGCAGUGUGGUUUCACAGGGGGACUGCGGUGGAGACGGGUGGCCUUCCGCUUAGACGGGACGUUGUUGGCCACUCGCCCUGGACUGACCGAGGACGGCAACACUUCCCUCUCUUCGACCACCCCAAACCGUGGCACCACGCUCACCCCUGCGGGCGUGAGACUGAGAGGUGCGAGUGCCGCUGCUCCUGCUACUGCCGUGCCGGUACGUAUAUCUACGCCCGCGCAUCCCUCCGUCGUGCGAGCAGUGGACUUUGUCAGCGUGGACACGUUGUGCAUCGUGCUCGACACAGAGGCGGUUCUGGUCGUGCUCGGUAAUAGCAAUGACGCGCCGGCGCUCACCUCUGUUGUAGGCAGCGCCGCUGCUGCCGUGGAGCUGCCGGAUCGCGUAGUGUGGCGUUCCAUGGGGGCCUACCGCAGCCUCGCUGUGUGUCGUGUGAAUCACCACGUUGCCCUCGCAUUGGGGCAUGCCACAAUGGUCGUCUUUCCUUCCUGCGUCUUCCCUGCGGAUAGUCAGGUUCCCAUGUCGUCCCCCGCGUCGCCGGGCUUGGUGGGCGAGCGCUGCUUCAGCAGUGUUGCAUCCACGACCACUCCUUCCCUGUUCUCUACAAACCCCGCAUCAGGCGGCGCACACGUCACCGCGACGGUGGAGAGCCGCGACUUCGCUGUCGCACCAACGCCGGCCUUCUUGCCAACGUCGCACCCGACCCUGGUCAGAGGCUUUGCCGGAACGCCUGGCCAACCUACAGGGACGCCUGGAGCGUCCGCGUCGCCCGCGGCUGGGGGGUACACGACGCUGGCGGAGCGCGCUCUCACCACCUCGGUCGGCAUCUACCACAUCACUGACAUGCAGUGGCACUGUGUUUCAUCGCACACGCUGCUCUGCGUCACGUGUACGCGCCCGCAGGAAGAGACGGGAUACAUGAUGUUGUAUACAGUGCAGUCACUGUCCAACGUGCGGCGGUACACGAACGUCAUGAGAGAGAACGCUGAUGGCGGGUGGGGGCCGUGCCGAGGCGGGUACGAGGACGAGGAGCUAGACAUCGCUGACGCAGGUCUCGGCUUGUGUGGCAGGAGCGUCAAGAAUAUUGUGCAGCUUGUCCCCGCCGGUGUCAUCGUGCUAGCGUACACCCCGUCUUUACGGAUGCCCGGGCUUCACGCGCACCCGUGCGCGAGCGGCAGCCCUGCAUUUUUGGUUGGGAACGCAACAUCUCCGGCGUCCACAGCCGCCACGCCGCUGCACACUUCCUCGCUGCAACUCGAGACGCCAGACGUUGCGGCGCUCUCUGUCAGUACGGUGGCCGGGACGACGUGGGGAGGGGCGCCGCCGCCGCCCAUUGCCGAGAUGCAUACGAGCCUUGUCCCGAACUUCUCGCACUUUGCGGAGGCCAACUCGCUGAGCAGCCGCAUGGAGUUUGUGCACGUCGAGGGUGACGGCACCGUGCGGACGUCGAGUUACGCGUUUGGGCGACAGAAGCACGCAAGUUUUGCCAAGCAGCGCGCCGUCGGGCUGGCUUGUAGGGAGCUGUUGCAGCCUCUCCUGCUCCUUUACAGCUCCCUGGUGAAGGUCACGGUUCUGCCAACGUGGCGUACGCGACCCAUCGAGCUCGGACACGAUACCAGCAAGCAGCCGUGUGCGGUGGAGCUUAUGCUCGGCGGGGCGCGGCGGUAUCGAAUGGUGCUGCGCUUCACGAGUGGGGUGGUGCUAGCGGUGAUGGUGGACCUCUCCGCCGCUGUGUAUCGGGUUGAGUGCUUCCUGGCUUUGGGCUGCGCGCCGUUGUUGUCUCUGCGGACCGUGGUGCCUCUGGCAGAGGCUGAAAAGGUGCACAGGCAGCCGGCGCCAUCAUUUGUUUGGAGCCCCGCAGGCUCGUCGACGAUCCUCAUCGCCGGCUUGCUCGGCUUCCCCACACCUGCGCUGCCGAUCCCAUCCGAGACGCCGCUGAGCCUGCCGAAGGCCCCCGAAUCGUUUCUGGAAGGCGAGAAAGAGGGCGCUGAGGACUCGGAGGCUGCGCAGCGGGCUGGCGGCUCCACCUCGGCCGAUUUGCCAGUCGUAACGCGCACCGUCUCCGCCACCUCAUCGCGCAACGCUACUCACGCCGCUUCGGACUCCGCAGAGACUGUGAUGCCUCCUCGGACCGUGUGGGCUGUGGUGCUGCUGCAGGUAGAGCCCUCUGGUAUGCAGGCGCGAGUGCUCACGGUGGCACCGCUCACUGAGGUACACAUCCCUGGGGUCUCGUUGACAGGUGCUCACGAUGGGGGCGGCAGCGGUAGCGACGCGCAAGACGCACGUCAGCAAGCGAGUGCGCAGGCAGCUGCGAGUGCCGCCUCCACGUCCGCUAGGGAUGUACCGCCAAUGCCACUGACAACCGCCUCGACCGCUGCAGCAGCGGGCUGUGCGGCGCAGGUGACGGAGGACGACGUCGUCUCUUUCAUGACUCUCAGGUGCCCGGAGAAGCUUCGCUUCAUGCCGGCACUGCUGAAGGCGGCUCAGCAGGACGCGGGGCGUUUGCUGGCACAACUCAUCGCCAAGUACGGGGCUAUGGAGGAGAGCGGUGAGGCCGUCGGCGUCACCCAAGCGUCAGAGAAGGGGGCCAGGAUGGAUGACGGGGAGGUUGAAGCGGUGCCGGUCAUGUCUCGCCCCCACCCCGUUCUGCGUAGUCUGUCCGUGCUGACCAGUGGCUGCAUUGGGCCAGGAGGUGAGGUGCUGCUGCUGGUUCGCGCGAACGCGCUCUGCGGCGGCAGCAGGGAGGGAGGCGAGGGCGGUGGUGCUGCGGGGCUGAUUCGACUCCGUCCACCAUGCCUCGAGGCACUUGCCCCGGUACACCACCUCGUGGCUGCCGGAGGUUGCUACAUCCCUUUCGAGCCCAUUGUGGCCGAGUAUGUGCCGGUGCUUGCAGAGGUGCAGCAGCGGUGGUGGUCAAAGCCGCUGCGGCCAGCCCAACUGUCUUCGACGUGCGGGGAUACAUCACCAAGACGCUUGGAGGGCUGGGUGCAGGAUGUUCGAGAGGCGUUGUGCGCCUGCCAGCGUGUCUCUGCCGCUGCGGAAGGGGCGGCGGUGGUGCAGUGCCAGGUUGUACCGGGAUCGCCCGGGACAACGUACGUUCGUGUACGUACUCCGCUGUCACCGGACACCGGCGAGGUUGGUGCGCCGACUUCCCUGCAGCGCCUUUUGUUGCCCUCCACGAUCGACCCGAGGAGCAUCACAUGCGUGACCGGCGCCCUGCUGGUGAACAAUGACGUUGUGAUCGGUGUGCUCUGCCGCACCUCAGAGGUCAGCAGUGGCGCUUCCUCCGUCUUGUAUCUCUACGGUUGCCCAGCUACUCAGUCGCUCGCGGCGUCUAGGAAAGCUACCGCUGCUGCUACGGCGAAGCCGAGCGACAACACUGGCGUGGCGGCGGCAUGUCUCGCUUCAGGCUCUUCCGAGUUUGGCCUCGAGGCAACGCUGCCCGGAGUGGACGCCUUCUACCUCAGCGCAAGUGGCGAAGCCGUGGUGCUGCGACGGUGGCCGGUCCAGGUGGGUAUGGGACCACCACCGCCAACAGAGAGCGCCGCCGUGCACGGGUCGCGGUUCGAGCGCUGGCUGCGCUGCUUUCCCAAAGGGAGCGACAGCGGCUACUCCUACGUCCAGGACUGCGCGUGGUGUCCGCCGUGCGGAGUCACCGGCGGGCUGCCCGGAAUCGGUGGCCGUGGCUCGGCAGUCGCCCCGGAAACGGUGACGGCUCUCAUGACUCUGGACGUAACGGGGGCGUGGGGGGCAAGCCCCGUGGGCCUCUCGGUAGCAGACGCGGCAAAGCUGGGCAGCAGCCGCACGUCCACCUGCCACAUACUCUACGCAACUACCAGCAAUUCCUUCAUUCAUGUCCGCCAACUCCCGUUGCGCAGCAGCGGCGCCACAGCGAGCGCUUCUGGCAGCUCGUCGGCUUCCGUCCUCGGGGAGGCAGCGCUGCCGCAGUAUCAUCCCGAUGCUGUUAUGCAGCUGAUCGGCAUGGGGCGAUGGAACGCGCUGGGGAAGGUGUUGACGUGCGUCGCGGACGCGGUGAGGGAGGUGGUGGCGCCGGUGGAGGCUGACGGAGCAGCCUCGACUGUGGAUGAAUCAUCGAGUAUGAUGCUGUUCGAUCAGUCCCCGGAGGAACUGGCGCGGCGCUUGUGCAGCUCGGCUGUGGCGCGCGACUUCCAUGACCGUCCGAAGGUGACGCAGUACGAGGAGGUGCUGCGUCGGGUAACGCCGCCGCAGCUGUCUGUGGCGGCGUUACUCGCGGAAGAGAUGCAGGCCAACGCGACGGCACCCGGGCCAUCUUCCCUGGCGCCUUCCACGACGGCAGGUGUCCGCUUUUAUGACUUCAGCGCCACCUGCGGCGCCCUGGUUAGCGAGCUUACCCAACUGCUUCCUCAGGUCACCCUGGGCAGACUGGAUAACCACGAGCACCUGAAGUUGCUGUGCAUCUUGGAGGCCUUACGUGACACGUUGCCGCUGAGCCGCAGCGUCGACGAGGCAGCCGCGCGGUAUCUCUUCUACAGUCGCUACGUGGGCCUUGGAAGACGCCUGCAACUGACGAGCGCAGACACGCCAGCUGCUGCCGCCACGGACUCGUGCGCCCCCAUCAACUCCGUGUUGCACUUCGAGGUUGCCCGCACCGCCACGCGCAUCGUCACAACGGCAUCUUAUAUGUGGGCGGCCAUGUCCGACUCGCAGUCGACCCUCCUAUCGCUCUUGUUCGACAGGGCAAGCACGGUGUACGUGGACGGCGGCGCUGGUGGUGGUGCCGCCGUCGGCGGUGGAGGCACAGGAGAGGCAUUGGCGCCGGUGACAGGCGGGGCGUCGGCACAGGACCUGACCUGGGAGCAGGUGAAGCAGUCGGGGGUGGCGUUUUGGCUGCACUCUGCGGCUGACUUGCGCACCAUGGCGGACCGCGUCGCUCGACAUCAGUAUCAGUCGACGAAGGAGCUGACCGACUGUGCACUCAUGUACUGCACGGCUCGCAAGGUGGGCACGCUGGCGGCGCUGGCCAAGGCCCAGAACAACCAGCGGCUGCACGCCUUCUUUAGCCGCGACUUUUCGAAGGAUGAGCACAAUCGUGCGGCUGCCGCCGCUAACGCGUACGCCGCCAUCAGCAAGAACAUGCCGCAGUACGGUGCGGCUUUUUUUCUGCUGGCUGGUGACGUUCGGAGUGCUGUGCAGGUGCUGCUGCAGCGGUGUCACAAUCCGUCCUUGGCCUUGUUCGUGCUGCGAGCAGCAGGCGACGCUCUGGAGGAGCAGCCAUCGGGGGCGGAGACGGCUCUGGAGUGGUACAUCGCGCAGCGUACGGCGGAGGCGGAGGUGUGUGGUGCGCUGGACAUGUGGGAGCUGGCCUGCCUGAGCUGGAUCGACGUCAACCCGCCACGGGUGUCGCCGGAAGUGGCGGUUCAGCGACGUAUCCGGGCGCUGCAGCGCAUCGCGGCCCACCCCACUGCGCACCCUGAGGCCCUCUGCGCGCUGCGCUACGCCAGAGACUGCGUGGCCGCCCUUGCCUAUCGCGGCGACCAAUUUCUCUCACCAGCUCGUGAGGUGGUGUUUCUGCUGCGGCUCGGUCGGUACUGCUUGGCGCAUCGACUAGGCCUGAAUGGCUACCUGCACUACCACGACGCGGAGGCGCUGCUGCGGGGGCUGCGGGCAGAGACAGCAGCGGCGGCUCGCUCUGGUACCCUGCAACGCACAAGUAAUGGUGGGGGCACGUCUCGCAGAGCGCCGCCGCAGACGGCGAAAAUGGCGGCCGACUUCAACACCGGAACGCUUCUCUUUCGUGGGUUUGGUGGCAGCGACGACGACGACGAGGGCGGGAGCGAUGACGGUGGAGCUCCCGCGCAUGCAAGACAGGGCAGCUCCUCUUCCGCUGUGGGCGUCAGCGCUGCUGACGCCUCUUCGCCAUUGUUCACGCUGUCCGAUGCGGCGGCCGCUGCUGUGGAGGCGGAGGUGCAGUACGUGUACGCCCGCACCGGCGCUACAGGGCGGCCAGGCAGUGACGCUGCAACUAGCGCGAGUGUUACUGCGGACGCUGGCGAGUGCAAGGAUAUUCUGCGCCGCAUGCUGCUGAGCUUUACCACUGCCUCGUCCUUCAUGCCGAUGUCGAACAUGGCGGCUGCCGAUGGUGGUGGCGGGGGAGCGGAAAGCGGGUUGAUGCCGUCGCUUGCCACGUCGUCCUCCUCGGCCCGGGCCAACCCGCACGCACUCUUCCAGCAGCUGCUGACAUCGCUCCUACAUCUGCUAUCGGCCGGGGAGGCCAAUGCGCAGCCGGAAGUGCCGUCUUUGAGUAUCACCCCCCGUAAACCCGCAGACGGGGGCUGGUGCGCCCUGUGCGUGCCCCUGCUUCACUUCCUCCUGAGUAAUGUGGCGUUGGAGUGUGCCAACUACAUCGUGCUGCUCGCCCUUCAGCGUAUCCCUGUUUCCACGGAAGGGGUCCUGAAGGCCGCGGUGCAGGCGAAGCUUCUGUCGGACGACGGUGACGAGGUGCAAGGAGCCAGCGCCACGCCUCCCCCCGAUGCUGAUGCUGCUACGACGGCACCGCCACUCACUGCAUCCCCAUCCCCAUUGCACCGUCCUCUGACUGCCUUUUUUCAUCUUCUCGUGCACCACAUGAGACGGCACUACCGUGACGCGUGGGCAGCGGACGGCGGUCGCCUCGGUGGUGGGCAGGCAUCCACGUCACCGGGUCGCCAGCUAGAGCCAGGCGGCGGCAAGGGUUGGGUGUGGGGCGUGGGCAACGACGAUGACGCGGAGGCGGUGGCGGAGGAGGAUGACACGAUGCGUGGCAGCAGCGAAGACGACGAUCAGGUCCAUCGGAGCAUGUUCGAUGCGCUGCUUGCUGCUGGCGUCGCAGAGGAGGAGUCGAGCGAUCGCGGGGCGCGGGUGUGUCGGCCGUCUUGCAGUGCAGGGGCAAGCUGGCGCAGCUUUAGCCCCCGGGCCGACGCGGAUGGCGCCACCAUCGAUGGCGACGCACCUGGCGACUCGAUGCCGCUGCGCCUUACAGACUCGGCUCAGGUGUCGCUGCUGCUCUCGUGUUGCCAGGCUCAGCUACACUUGCGGCUUAUGGCGCACCUCAAGCAGCUGACACAGGCGGAGCUGGACUCGGAGGUGAUUACGCCGACCACGCAGCGCGCCAUGGACGCCGGGAUCCUCUAUGCCGAUGCGCUCUCCCCGGAGGCACAGGCGGCGGUGGUGCAGCGUCGCCUACUUCAGUGCACGCUGCUGCUAGACGUGACGUCGCGUUGGAGCACGCUCUCGGAGGAGUGCAUGAUGCGCAUCUACGCCGCGCAGCCGCAGUACGCGCCCGGUCCUUUGACGGACCCCAACGGCGUUUUCUUAGAAGUGCAGCAGAUGGUGAGCCUGAUGCGGGCGGUGUUGGUGGCGGUGCUGGACGCUCCGCCGAGAUAUAUGCAGGCGAGCGCUUCUCAGGGGACGGCGGAGGCCUCAGCGGCAGCCGAAUGUGGCUGUGCGAAAAAGGAGGCCCACGAUGGGGCGUCCGAUCCUGUGACGCCGCCGCCGCCGGGGAAGUCGACAACCUCGUGGUUAGAGGACAACACACUCACGCUGCUGGAGUUGUGUGCGACACAGCUGGAGCUGUUCUGGACGCUGCCGGCGCCGGCACUGGCACAGUGCUCUCAGCUGGCAGCACCGACCCGCGCGGCGGUGGAACUGCUGCAGGAGUCUACUGCGUCACACACGUCGGCGCGAGCGCUGCUGGAGGGUAUGCUGCGCCCAGUGAAGGUAGCAGCAGAUCCCCUGGCGGAUCACAAUCGUCUCAGCAACGCGGGCACGCGUUUCAACGACGCCGCCUCCGCCUCCCAGCGCCUCUUUGCCUUCUCAGGUUCAGCGACACCGGCCUCCUCGUCGCACAGGACACGGACGGCGUCUCCCUCGGCACCUGACGUCACACCGUCGCCGGAUGAGCCACAGCAGUGUAACGGCCACACCGAUGUGUACUGCCCCGCACUCUCCUACAUGCAGCUGGCAUGGAUGCGGCGGCACCACACGCACGCACUGCUGCGGGGGCUGCUGCUCAUGGUGACGUUGAAUCGCGGUCAGGGACAGGGCCAACGUCCUGUCAGCACCGACCGCCUUAUUCUUGCUCAACACAACCACAGUGCCACCGGGGUUCACUUCGACGCCUCCAGCUGCGACAGUGUAGUGUGGACGACUGAGUCCGGCACCUCGGUUGGUCACGGCUUCCGCGAACUCCUCGCCGGGGACAACGAGGAGGCGCUGUGGAAGCAGGCAACAGAGCGCAACUUGGCGACGGCCGCCUUCACUCUUGGGCUGACUGCACAGCACGAGCGGCUCCGCCUGGCGAUGGAGCACGCGGAGCAGCAGUACACACCCGCUGUCAUCGCGGCGGUGGCAGCCAAGUCAGCGCUCGAGAGUCGACCGCGGCUUGGCGAGGCGGCCAAUGCGAUGCCGUCCAGCCACCCUCACCUGCCGUUCUUUGUCUCUCGGCACCUCGACGGACACCUCGACCUCUACCCCUUCGCGUCUCAGGAGUGCGUAGCGAGCUUCCGCUGUGCGGGGCGUCACGGCCAAAGCGCGAUGGGGAGUUGCAGCGGUACCAACGGCGGCGUUGGCACCAGCAGCAGCAACGCAUACGGAUGGCGAGCGUGGGGGGUAGCGGCGGGGCCCACCGCGGCCGUACCGGCACACAGCGCGCGGCUGGCUUGCUCUGGAGGGGGUGCAGCUGUAUCCUCAUGGCUCGACCGCGAUGGUCGCUACGCCGUCACCCCCGUUGCUUUCUCCCCCAACGGCUACAUCAUCGCCGUGGGUCUCUCUGACGGCUCCGUGGCGGGCUGGCGCUGUGCCGCGGCGGCAGUGGAGAGCCCGCCGGCCUUCUUCGUUCCGCAGCUGUUCGCCCCCUUCGGGAUACGCAGCUGCACGUUCUGCGGAGAUCGGAGCUCGCUGGUGGUGGUGGUCGGGGUGGCCAAGGAGUCGCACCAGUAUCGGUGUGGCUACGCCACCGCUGACUCAGCGCCUUCUCUUGGCAUCAGUGCCGACGCACCACUGUCUGGGCUCGCCUCUCCUUUGGUGGCCUCGUCCGUUGCAGCAACCCUCGACUCCGCAUCCGCCACGUGGCCCACCACGCCCGCGAGUUUCGAUGCUGGAGAGAUGGUGGGCGAGAUGCUGAUCCUGGAUAUCAUGCUGGGCGCCGGUACCAUCACGGCUCGGUGCGCGCUGCCCUUCAUACCCUCCUACGGUGUCUACAUCACCUCUCUGCGAGCGGUACUGAUGGUGUCCGUGGACGGCAUGCUGGCCACGUACGCGGUGGCAACGGGCAGGUUAGCCGUACUGGGGACGGUGCCCGUCACGACGGUGCUGCGGUCUGCGCUGGGGCCGUCGCUCGGCGCCGACGGCGGUGAUGCCGGGGCGGGCGUGGCGUCGUCUAGGAGUGGCGCAUCGGAGAGCGAUACGGUCUACAUCACAUGUGUGGCGCGCAGCAGCUACGACCCACUCGUUGCAUUCGGCGUAUCCAACGGCCUGGUGCUGCUGUUGCACUUCCGCAGCAUCAGUGCGGCGAUGGCACGGACGGAGCGGCGGAUCCGAGACGAGGGCGAGGACACGUUUGUGUACUACCCACCACCCGUGUUUUCCGCCGGCUUCGACGCAACCGGGAGCCGCCGCAGCAAGCGCGGAGCUGCUCAGCACACAAAGAGCUGCGCGGUUGCAUCGAUGAGCGUGAGAGCGCGGGUGACGAGCGAGGUGGCGGCGCCGGCGAUGGGCAGGGAGUUUCUCGCACGGCUUCCAGAAAAAACGGUGUUGAGUGAGGCAACGUGCAUGCAGGUGGCGCCGCACAUCAACACCCGCAGCGCCAUCGUGGAUCUCGUGUUUAGUCCGUCGAUGCUGCUGGCUGGGUUGGAAGAUGGAAAGGUGAUGGCGGCCUCGCUCAUCGCGCACGCGACUCGAGCGCGUCUCACGGCCGGCUGUACGAUCCCGAGCGAUCUGCUAGAGUGGCUGUGA
Messenger RNA from Leishmania mexicana MHOM/GT/2001/U1103, 10659 nucleotides. RefSeq lists its product as hypothetical. The transcript has a single exon. Bases 1 to 10659 code for a protein of 3552 amino acids. Gene Ontology annotation, molecular function: protein binding. Gene Ontology annotation, biological process: vacuolar acidification. Gene Ontology annotation, cellular component: RAVE complex. The record is from RefSeq and is a predicted model, not a curated record. Lineage: Eukaryota; Euglenozoa; Kinetoplastea; Trypanosomatida; Trypanosomatidae.